AUGUCCAGUGUUGGUGGGGACGCUAGUGGAGGGAAAGGAGGCGAGGGUGCUGUCUCGAACGGCCCGUUCAGCUUCAGCCCGGAACCCACGCUCGAGGACAUCCGCCGCCUCCAUGCUGAGUUUGCUGCUGAGCGAGACUGGGACCAGUUCCAUCAGCCUCGGAACCUCCUCCUGGCCUUGGUGGGGGAAGUAGGGGAGCUGGCAGAGCUCUUUCAGUGGAAGCCUGAUGAGCUGGGACCCCAAGCUUGGUCUACCAAGGAGCGGGCAGCCCUACAGGAGGAGCUUAGUGACGUCCUCAUCUAUUUGGUGGCAUUGGCAGCCCGCUGCCGGGUGGAUUUGCCCCAAGCAGUGCUCUCCAAGAUGGACACCAACCGGCAACGUUACCCAGCGCAUCUGUCUCGGGGCUCUUCCUGCAAGUAUACGGACUUGCCCCAUGGGGCUGUCUCUGAAACCCAGACAGUGGGACCUACAGACCUUGUCCAUGAGUCCACAGGCCAGGCCUCCACGUAA
Molecule: messenger RNA, 510 nt
Organism: Orycteropus afer afer
Lineage: Eukaryota; Metazoa; Chordata; Mammalia; Tubulidentata; Orycteropodidae
Gene: DCTPP1
Product: dCTP pyrophosphatase 1
Biological process (GO): nucleoside triphosphate catabolic process
Molecular function (GO): nucleoside triphosphate diphosphatase activity
Source: RefSeq, a predicted model, not a curated record